AUGGCUCCAUCAAAAACUGCUGCCAAGUCGGCUCCUAAGGCUAAGAAGGCCGCUCCAAAAGGUAAAAGAAUGUCCUUUUUUAUUUAAUAUUGUUCUGUUUUUAGGAACCAAGGCCGAAAAGGCCGUUGAUGCCAAGAAGAAAGCCUUGAAAGGUGUUAACACCAAGACCGUCAAGAAGGUCAGAACCUCGGCCCGAUUCAAUCGCCCCAACACCUUGACUUUGAGAAAAACUCCGAAAUACCCAAGGAAGUCCGUUCCAUCUCGGCCACGAUUGGAUGCCUACGGAAUCGUGAAGCGUCCAUUGACCACCGAGUCCGCCAUGAAGAAGAUCGAAGAUAACAACACCUUGGUGUUCAUCGUUGACGUCCAGUCGAACAAACGUCAAAUCAAGACUGCUGUCAGGAAGCUGUACAACAUUGAGGCCCAAAAGGUAAAGAAGUUUGCUUCAAUAACAUUAUUCGUCAUCUGUAAAAUAAUUUUAUGCCUUUACACUAUUAUUUUUAGGUUAACACCUUGAUCACACCCAAUCACACCAAGAAAGCUUUCAUUAGACUGGGUCCCGACUUCGAUGCUCUUGAUGUCGCUAACAAAAUUGGUAUCAUCUAA
Molecule: messenger RNA, 606 nt
Organism: Bursaphelenchus xylophilus (pine wood nematode)
Lineage: Eukaryota; Metazoa; Nematoda; Chromadorea; Rhabditida; Aphelenchoididae
Source: the annotation of a GenBank genome assembly